AUGCUUAAGUGGACUAAGCAACAACAGCAACUGUCAAAUCUAUCUUCUUCGGCUUUACAGCAGCAACCAAAGACUUUUCAAAAAUCUAUCUACAAAAAGCGCUAUUCUACUGGAAAUUUUCAAAUUUCUUCUAAAACGAAAGCAGAUUACAAUAAAAUGCCUACGAUGAACAAUUACACAUUGGAAAGACGUCUACAUCGGCGUUCGCUCGAUAAUCAAUUGGAUGCCGCUUAUGAAGAGCAAAGGAAUCGACGAACCUCUAGAGUCUCGUUAACAAGCAUGGAUAAUAAGGAAAAUUUUGAUAUACAUUUUAUGCGUAAUUCAUUCGGUAACACUAGUUUGACUGCUUUGCACGACUUAAGUAAUGGUAAAAGUCCCCGUAGAUCGGUUAAUGAGCAAACACCACCAUUGGUAAAUGUGAAGAGGAGAUCCGAAACAGAAAAUCAGAGAUUUUCGGAUAAUUUUUGUGAGGCGAACGAUUUAACGCCAUUGAAGCAUUUUAAAUUCCGCGAUAAAAUCAAAGAAGAGUCUUUAUCCUCAUCUAGAAUGGGAGAUGUUACCUUAGAUCGUAUGCUCGAUGCGAUAAUCGAAAGUGCUCGAAAAGAAGCCAAACCCUUGAAUCAUAUGCAUAAGGAUAGAGAAAAUGAGAAGAACUUGGAUAAUGGCGGCAACAACAAUAGUAUGGACAUUAGCGUGCAUGAAAUGGAAGUAAGGACGCCGCAGCAUUUGAAACGUCAACGCAAGGUGGUGAGGCGUAAGAAAACGGAUAAAAAAGCGAAGCAGAACGGAAACGAAAUGAAUAGAAAAACGGAAAUGAUUGGUUUAACAUUACCUAAUGGUAUACCCAGUCCGGGCACCCCAGAAUUCAAGCGAUUCGUUAAACAUAACAGCUAUGAAGGAUUGUUUACGCCUUCGCCACCGAUCGGAGAAUUGCAACUAUGCAGUACUCCCACCUUAGAGGAGACAAGAGCAAUCAAGCGCUGUUUGAGUUUCUCUUGCAAUAGCGAAGACGAUGAGGGCGAGGAAUUUCUUCAACUUGAUACGAAACGUAAUUCAGUCGCAUCGUCUAUAGCUAGUUCGACUACGGAACAGCUUAGCAGCAAUUCAACAGCACCGAUUAAGGGUUCCCUGGAUUUGGCCGUAUACGCUCACCAGGGUAUUUUAAAUGUACACGUUAUACGCUGCCGAGAUUUGCAGAGAAUUAAUGGCUGCUCCUCGGUUAAUGCUUAUGUUAAAGUGGCGGUCAUAUGCAAGUCACAACCUGGGACGGGUUUCCAACGUACUGCCGUUCACCGUCAUUCGAGCCGACCAUUUUUCGAUCAUCGCUUUAAAUUCAAUUUAAAGCAUUUAUAUGAUAUCAUCGAUGAUAUACAAGAUGAAGAUCGUUUACAAUUGGCGGUCUGGCAUCGGGAUCGUCAACUGAAGUGA
Messenger RNA from Glossina fuscipes, 1428 nucleotides. RefSeq lists its product as uncharacterized. The coding region runs from base 1 to 1428 and encodes 475 amino acids. The transcript has 2 exons. Gene Ontology annotation, cellular component: nucleus; plasma membrane. The record is from RefSeq and is a predicted model, not a curated record. Lineage: Eukaryota; Metazoa; Arthropoda; Insecta; Diptera; Glossinidae. Gene Ontology annotation, biological process: signal transduction.